AUGAACAUAUAUCCCAAAGCUAUCGUUAUCGUCAUUUUUUUAUUCCUCCAGGCCUACACGCUAGUCAAUGCAAGCAAUGUUAGCUACGGGGUUGCUCUGCAUAAUACGAUUUUUAUCGAAUCCAGCCACAUUGUGGCUAGCGAAAACAAUUCAAAUGUUCCAAAUCAAUGGAAAAUGAAUGAUACAGUCUUGAUUAGGCCGCAUGAAGCUGGGCAUUUCGAAGAUGUCACAAUCACAAAAGAGUUGUACGAACGUCUUGUUUAUUUUAGCAAGAUGUGCGCUUUGACUUAUUGCAUAACAUCCAAUGAGCUAAAUACAGGUCUAUCUUUUAAAGGUGGAGGCUGUCCAUCCAAGCUAGAGUUUUGCUCCAACAAAGACCAUAAUCCGACUCUCGAGCGGACAAUAGUGGAGCUUGUCAUAUUGGCUGAGAGUGGAGAACUUGGUACGGGGUACCUAGCAGUUGACCAUGAAAAGAGAGUUGUGGUGUUAUCAUUUAGAGGAUCAACAACAAAUCAAGACUGGCUCAGUGAUUUCGCUGUAUACCCUGUGCCUUAUAUGCCAUGCUCUAAAGACUUUUACGACGAGUGGAUUGAAAGUGGAAGAAUACGAGAAUGUGAGGGGUGCUUCGUGCACCGAGGCUUCAAUGUGUUUUUAAACACCCUGAGUUCGCAAUUCUUUGAUCGGAUAGAAGGGAUUUUCAAAGCUUUCCCCCACUACAGCCUUGUGGUGACAGGGCAUUCCUUGGGUGCUGCUGUGGCUAGUCUCGCUGGUAUUGAACUGAAACUGAGAGGCUACGAACCUCUCCUACUGACUUAUGCGUCACCAAAUAUUUUCAAUGGAGCGCUCAGGGCAUGGGUCGAUGACCUUUUUGAAACCAAACGCAUACAUGACUUAUCUGUGGAAGAAGGUGAGGUGAUGUUCCAGAAGGGGUAUUUCAGAGUUGUGCACGAUCAAGACUACAUAACAAUGGUGCCUCCAUUCUAUGAACCGGCUGGACUAGAGAUUUUCAUCAACAAUCCCUGCCUUCCGCACAAACACGAAGACUUGGAGUACCGUGGCCCUUCCCUGGAUCUUACUUCCCUACAGAUAGCCGGGGAAAACUCUGCUGUCAGUCAGGGUCGCGGUCAAGGUCACUGGUAUCUUGGCCCUUUAGAAAGGCUGCUUCACAUGUAUGAGCAUCGGUCUUAUUUUAUAUUGAUAAAUACCUGUGAAGGGUUUUAG
Molecule: messenger RNA, 1221 nt
Organism: Lachancea thermotolerans CBS 6340
Lineage: Eukaryota; Fungi; Ascomycota; Saccharomycetes; Saccharomycetales; Saccharomycetaceae
Gene: LIH1
Product: putative lipase
Exons: 1
Coding region: 1-1221 (406 amino acids)
Biological process (GO): lipid metabolic process
Source: RefSeq, a predicted model, not a curated record